Molecule: messenger RNA, 987 nt
Organism: Cynoglossus semilaevis (tongue sole)
Lineage: Eukaryota; Metazoa; Chordata; Actinopteri; Pleuronectiformes; Cynoglossidae
Product: transmembrane protein 238-like
Exons: 1
Coding region: 202-636 (144 amino acids)
Source: RefSeq, a predicted model, not a curated record
UUGACCAGAAAAUGUGAAUAAACCUAUGGCAACACUUUCCUCUUGCAACAGCCAGUAGGUUCACAGGGCUGGUGCUGAUAACCUCCUGUGUACACUGGACUUUGACCAGAGAGUGUUUUAUGGCGUUCACUCAGGAACACACCUCGGCUGCUGCAGGCACCUGCUGUUUCAGACCUGGUUUCUCUGAUCUCUUCUGUCACGAUGUCCAUGCCUGUACAGGUAGAGCAGGUCUCUGAGAAGACCUACGGAGGAGUCGGAAGAUGCAAAUGUUCCUUCUGGUUCGCAGUCGUCCACGACAUACUGGGCAUCACCAUCAUGAUGGUGGGAGUGUUUGGAGGUCUGGUUAUACACGACUUGUUCAUCUACGCCGGUGCCAUCGUCAUUUUCCUCAGCCUGAUCUGGUGGGUCUUCUGGUACACGGGGAACAUUGACGUGCCCCCAGAGGAGCUGGAGGACGACGUGGGCAUUAAGAAGCUGAAAAACCGAGGACUGGGCCAAGUGGUUAGGCGUGUGUCCAGCCGCCUACGCAACUCUUUCCGGAAGAGCAGCAACAGACCUGCAAACACUCAAACAGAGGUGGCGAUGUCGAACAUUUGUGAGACCGCGGUACCGUCCAGAGAGACACUGCCUGUAUGAGAUGGUCCCGUUCUGCCACUGAGGGACUCUGAACUGUGGAUGUUUAUAUUUGUUUAAGUUGCUCAACUGUUUAUUCUGCAGACAGGAAUUCUGUUUGUUCUGCCAACACGCAAUAAUAAUGAUAAGACCGGAGUAAAGUCUUGGAUUCCAAAAUUUGAUCCACAUGUUCUUAUCUGACUGAUAAGAAGGAAACUUCUCGCCCUGUAAGGGAGUAGGACUAUGAAACUGUUAUACAUCACACAACUCUCUCAGUUCUUGCUUUGAUUUUGAAAUCUCCAGUUUGUUUGAUGCACAUUUUAUCGUUAUUUAUACCCUGUAUGUAAAAAAAAUUAAAUUCUUCAUCUACUUUUG